Molecule: messenger RNA, 2273 nt
Organism: Phyllopteryx taeniolatus (common seadragon)
Lineage: Eukaryota; Metazoa; Chordata; Actinopteri; Syngnathiformes; Syngnathidae
Product: phospholipid phosphatase 3-like
Exons: 6
Coding region: 331-1347 (338 amino acids)
Biological process (GO): phospholipid metabolic process; phospholipid dephosphorylation; signal transduction
Molecular function (GO): phosphatidate phosphatase activity
Source: RefSeq, a predicted model, not a curated record
CAGUGACGGUGUGAGUAGUGACCGGCUGUCUGUUUAACGUGCCUUGCGACUGACUGGCGACCAGUCCAGGGCGUUGUCCGCAUUUCACCUUGAGUCACGUGGGCAGAGGCGAAGCGAGAGAGCGGGAGAGUUUUGGCAAGACAACCACAAGCAGCGCAUAGUCUGAAGGUGAAGGAUGUUCAUCAAGUUCGUGUUGGCCAUCUGGACGAGUUUUGCAGGUUUUGUCGUGCCAUCGCAUCAACAAACGCGCGCGUCAAAAGGCAACGUCUUUGUGAUGCGUCCAUAUUUGCUCGCGCUUGCGUCAAAAGUAAGGGCUCUGUAAACCUUCGAAUGAAAAUUGGUUCAACUCGUGUUUUUGUGAUGCUGGGCCGACUGGGGCCGCAGCGUGCCCGUGUGAGCGCAGAGACUCGACCCGACCGCCCCAAAGGCUUGCACACCAAGAGCGGCUCGCUACCGGCUGACGCAGCGGGGAUGGAGAACGACAAUGAGAAUAAACCCAUGCAAAUGUCACAAGCUUUAUUCACAAGCAAGCUCCUGGUGGUUUCAGACGUCUUGUGCCUAUUCCUAGUUUCCAUCCCAUUCUUGGCAAGUGAGCUGAAGGCCGUCAGACCAUACAGAAGAGGUUUCAGUUGUGGAGACCCCAGCAUCGCCUAUCCGUACCUGCUCUCAGAGGUCAUACCGGACACAUUACUCAUUGCUGCCGGCAUCCUUAUCGCGGGCCUCGUAGUCGUUGUAGGGGAAUGUUACCGUGUGCGCUUACUAGGUGUCAGCACCAAGUCCUUCGUUAGGAACAAGUAUGUGUCCUGUCUCUACAAGGAGUUUGGCGCCUUCCUGUUUGGCUGCUUCGUCGGCCAAUCCCUGACAAACACGGCCAAGCUGAGCGUUGGCCGUCUGCGGCCGCACUUCUUGUCGGUGUGUGGCGUCACCUACACGUCACUCAACUGCACGGAAGGAACUUAUUUGGAGUCUGUCAGCUGCCCCAGCACUGACCACCGCUCUAUAGAAGAGGCCAGGAAGUCCUUCUUCUCUGGUCAUGCCUCUUUUGCGAUGUACACAAUGCUGUAUUUAGCUUUUUAUCUUCAAGCGCGGUUGACAUGGCGCAAAGCUCGCCUGCUAAGACCCGUGCUCCAGUUCUUCCUGUUUCUGCUGGCCAUCUACACAGGUCUGACCCGCGUCACUGACAACAGACACCACCCAUCGGACGUCGUGUUCGGCUACAUAAUUGGAGCCUUCACUGCAUACUGGGUGGCCUUCUACAUCUCAUCCAUGUUUAAGAGACCCAGCUUGAAUCAGUCUCCAAUUGAGACCCAGGAUAACCAGUUACCAGCACAGCACAGCAUCUGCUAAAGUAAGCUCCACCUUACCUCCCAGCAUUCCGCAGCAUCCACCAGCCAUGAGCGCUUAUGAAUCUGAAGAAUGUGAGACUGUUUCCUCUGAAGUCCUACCACAUACUGUACCUCGCUAUUUUGGACAAAUGUGUGUGGGGUAAGGAUGUGACAUACUGAAUCUGACAGUGUAAUUUUGCGCUAUCGGAACAGUUUGGAAAUCAUUGUGACAUUGGGUUGGUGCGUGUUAAGAAUAGUGUCUGUUGUUGUCAUGGCAACAACGCAUCUCUUACGGUGUUGUUUUUGGAACGGUGGACCAGCCAGGACACCCUACAGGUUCUUUUAGCACUAGCUCUGUUCAGAGGUGUCUGCCGUGCUUAUACAAACUUUGCUGUUCAUUAAAAUGAUCAAGGCAAUUAUAACAGUCAUGUUUUGUCAGUGUAGAGCAGGUACCUUCACCAGCUUGCCGCCUUUAUUUUCUGAAUGUUUCUUAAUGCUGCCAGUUCGUAUUAAUCACAGUUUCCUUAUCGUUGAUUUCAAUAGUGUGCACCCGACCUUGUGAUUCAGUUAAGAUGAUCGGGUCAAUCACGAACCACUGCAUGUAAAAUAUAUGCAAAUUUUGUAUCUGGAAAAAACCCCAACAUAUUUUAGCAGUGCCACCACCAUGAAAAUAUUUGAUUGUGUUAAAAAAAUAUUUCAAGCAAAUGUAUCAAACAUUCCACCUGUACUUUCUUUUUAUGAAAAUAGAACUGAAUGUAAUUCACAAAUGACAGUGGCACAACUAAGCUGUAUGAUCUUGUCAAGAGUUGAUAUGACUAUAAGAAUAUUGAGAUAAUCUGAAAAAAAAUGGUUCUUUUCAUUUACAGUGUGUUUUACGAUAUAGUAUGUAUGCUCCCAGAAUACAUAACAGAUCCAGAGUUCACAAAUCAUUAAAGGUUUUUAUUUAUU